GUUUGUGUCUCUGUGUUCAUUCAGUAAAAUGGCAGGAGCAAGAAUUUCUCAAGGUGGGUUCUUGUGUGCAGUGUGUCUGGAUCUCCUGAAGGAUCCAGUGACCAUUCCCUGUGGACACAAGUACUGUAAGAGCUGUAUUACAGACUGCUGGGAUCAGAUGAGAGUCUACAGCUGCCCUCAGUGCAGACAGACCUUCAGACCAAGACCUGCUUCAGCUAGAAACACCAUGCUGGCUAAAGUGGUGAAGAAACUGAGCAAGAAGACCAAACGUCCUGCUGACUGUUACGCUGGAGCUGGAGAUGUGCAGUGUGACGUCUGUACUGGAAGAAAAUACAAAGCCGUCAAGUCCUGUCUGGUGUGUCUGAACUCUUACUGUCAGAAUCACCUUGAACAACAUGAGAGUUUGUUUAAAGGAAAGAGACACAAUUUGACUGAUGCCACUGGACGACUGCAGGAGAUGAUCUGCCAGAAACAUCAGAAGAUCCUUGAGGUUUUCUGUCGCACUGAUCAGAAAUGUAUAUGUGUGCUGUGUGUGAUGGAUGAACAUAAAAACCAUGACACUGUAUCAGCUGCAGCACAGAGGACAGAGAAACAGGAGAUGCAGAAGAUGUUCCAGCAGAGAAUCCAGCAGAGAGAGAAAGAUCUUCAGCAGCUGAGAGAGGCUGUGGAGUCUCAUAAGCGCUCUGCACAGACAGCAGUGGAGGACAGUGAGAGGAUCUUUACUGAGCUCAUCCGCUCCAUUGAGAGAAGCCGCUCUGAGCUGAUACGGCUGAUCAGAGAUCAGGAAAAGCGAGCGGUGAGUCGAGCUGAAGGACGACUGGAGCGACUGGAGCAGGAGAUCAAUGAUCUGAGGAGGAGAGACGCUGAGCUGGAGCAGCUUUCACACACACAGAAUCACAUCCAGUUCCUGCAGAGUUUCCAGUCUCUCUCAGCACCUCCUGAAUCUACAGACAGAAAUGAGGAUCUCUUUAGUUCUCUCUUAUCUUUUGAUGUCCUGAGAAAAUCUGUCCGUCAGCUGAAAGACAAACUGGAGGAUUUCUGCAAAGAGGAGCUCAAGAAGAUCUCAGACAGAGUCACAUUCACCAACAUUGUUUUCUGGAACAGGAAGGACUUCCUACAAUAUUCCCAUCAGCUCACUCUGGAUCUGAACACAGUGUAUAAACGCCUCCGUCUGUCUGAGAACAACAGAGUGAUUACUUACACUAACACACAUCAGUCGUAUCCUGAUCAUCCAGACAGAUUUGAUGUGUAUUGUCAGGUGUUGUGUAGAGAGAGUGUGUGUGGACGCUGUUACUGGGAGAUUGAGUGGAGUGCAGGUGUUGGUGUAUAUAUAUCAGUGUCAUAUAAGAGCAUCAGCAGGAAGGGACGGGGUGUUGAGUGUUUUUUUGGAUAUAAUGAUCAGUCCUGGAGUUUGUUCUGCCGUCCCUCCAGUUUCUCAUUCAUACACAAUAACAUAGAGACUGAUCUCCCUGUAAAGUCCAUCAGCAGUAGAAUAGGAGUGUUUGUGGAUCACAGUGCAGGAACUCUGUCCUUCUUCAGUGUCUCUGACACAAUGAGCCUCAUCCACACAGUCCAGACCACAUUCACUCAGCCGCUCUAUCCUGGGUUUGGGGUUCAUACUGGAUCAUCAGUGAAACUGUGUUGAUGAAUCAGAAUAGAUUGAUGAGUGAUUCUACCCAUAAUGCUUUGAGCUGCAUGAUGAAUCAGUAACAGUGAGAUGUUAUAGAGUCUCUUGUUUUCUCUUCAUGACAUUAAUACUGCAGCUGAACUUCUGUCAGUGAAAUAACAUGUCAGAAUAAAUGUGUGUAAUAAAUCCUCAUAUAGACAGUAAGAUGUGUGUGUGUGUGAUUCCUGCUGAGUGAAC
This is a messenger RNA of Labeo rohita (rohu), 1864 nucleotides long. Its product is annotated as tripartite motif-containing protein 16-like. Gene Ontology annotation, molecular function: zinc ion binding; protein binding. Lineage: Eukaryota; Metazoa; Chordata; Actinopteri; Cypriniformes; Cyprinidae. The record is from RefSeq and is a predicted model, not a curated record. The transcript has 6 exons. The coding region runs from base 29 to 1645 and encodes 538 amino acids.